AACCAAUUGUUCUCAAGCCAAAGUCCGAGCCAGGAUGACGGCUAUUGGACAUUUCUUCACUGUGCAGCAGGCUGUUGGGGGCAGUGCCGCCUGAACGAGACCAAUCGACGCAUCGACUCGCUCUCCGAUGGAGUGCAUAUUGCAUGUCCCCGCAUGCGCAGCCCAGGCAACGCCAGGCAGGACGGUCUCACAGCCUGCCUCAGAUGCCAACACUCUGAGCAACCGCGGGGUAUAUCAAGAUGAUCCAUCUCAUCCAACAUCCAAGUUCCCCAUCACUCAUCCUUUCUCUUCUUUUGAAACCGACACAAAGCCACAGAUACAACAACCAUGCCGAGUGACAAGCCGCUCCAAGACGACGAUGAGUCGUACUCCAUCAUCGAGCGUUUGGCUGAUGCCAUCCGCAUCGAAGAUGACCUCCACGCUGGCACCGAGGAUCGCCAAAGGCUGGUUCAGGAUCUCUACGAAGGCCCCAAAAAGUGCCAAUGUUGCCUGAACUGGGUCCACGAGAUGCCCCCUGACGUGGAAGUCGACCAAGACAACGAGGACUGCACCUAUCCUCUCAUUGUCCGCCGCCGUGUUCUAGCCACCAUGAACGGCAACAAGAAGCGGAUUGAACUCCACUCGAUUGAGAUCCGCCAUCCCCAAGUCCGGGAGGUGCUAUUCGAUGUGUUUGAGGGAUACGAUAACCUCGUGAAAGAGGUCAAGUUCUUGAUCUUCAAGGCACCGUUCCGCCCAUUCUUCUGGCGCUGGGACAGGUUCAACGCCGCCAUCGACAAGGAAGAGAGUGAGGUUGUCAAGACCAUUCUGAUCCAGCUGAGGUCCCUUGUCAGGGCCGACCUGGCCGAGGCGUUUGCAGUCAAGGAAGAGCUCGUCAGCCACGGCAUCAUCACUUUUAAGCACCUGUGGACCAUUUUCCCUCCAGGCGAGCUCGUGUACGAGACUCCGCGUAUCACCAGACAGUCAAACCUGGGUGACUUCUUCAUUGUCACCGAGGUGGAAGCCCCUCACGAUGACCCCGAGCGCUACCAACGCCAUCCACGAUACAACCUCUUCUGCACAGGCACUUCAUGGAAUGGGUCUAGCUUUGGCGCCACGAAUGACAACAUCAGUCUCUCUAGCUUCAAGGGCACAAGAAAGAUUGCGGACAUGCGAGUCGUUCCGGUAAAGUACCUCGAGGAUGCCGCCGCAAUCAAAGCCCGAUGCCUCGAAAGGGGAAAGAGACAUCACGAGCUCGCUGGCAUCACCUACAAGGCAUAUCUCCCUGAGAAGGCAGAUGAGAUGAGCGAGUCAGAGCGGAAACAGCACACCAAUCGCAUCAUGUUGGAUUCCCGGAACUGCCCCAGAAGAACCUUUACCAGACACCUGAGCGAGGUAAACAAGCCGCAGCUUUACACUGAGCUGAUUACGCAAGCUCCGGUUGACGCUGCCCCGCCCGGUGGUCACCGUCCUCUUGAGGACAACCCGCUGAGGCCUCGAUACCGGCAACCAAUUCCAGUGCACGACUACGACGCACCAUACGACGAGCCGUACGCCAGACCUCCUCCACGACCUCUAGUUGUCGAGGACGAUCCUAUGGCGACAGGGACAGAAGACGGCGACAAGAACAAGAAGCAGGUCCUCGAUGAGCUCGAGCUGUUGCUUUUGUCUUCUUACAUGCAUGGCUAUUGCCUCAAGGAGAGAAAAUGGGAUGACUUUGAGGUGGAUCGCAUCAUCGACGUUGAGAAGAACACCAAGCCCUUUGAUAGCCUUGUGCUCCCGGACGGUUACAAAGAUCUCAUUCUGUCCUUUGUCGAGAAUCAGCUCAAGGAUGGAGAGGCCUUUGACGAUGUCAUCAACGGCAAGGGCGGUGGUCUUGUCAUGUUGCUGGCCGGUGAUCCAGGUGUGGGCAAAACAAUGACGGCAGAGUCUGUUGCUGAAAAGAUUCAUGCACCGCUGGUCAAGAUGGAGUUGUCGGACCUCCUGAAAGACGAACGGGAUCGUAUGCCCGAGAGGCGUCGGCGCGAUUCCCGGUCACGCUCACCCGUCAGCAGCCGCGAUGACGAUGAGCUGACCAAAACCUUCUCGCUUGCCGCCAAGUGGAAGGCCGUGCUCCUAAUCGAUGAGUGUGACAUGUAUCUUGAGAAGAGGAGUGACGACUCCCCGGAACGAAACCGGCUCGUGGCCCGCUUCCUCCGUGAGCUGGAGUACUAUCCUUCUCUGCUGUUCCUCACCACCAACAGAGAACGUGUUCUGGACCCGGCCAUCUACUCGCGCAUCCACCUCACCAUCAACUACCCUGCCCUGGACCUGUCAUCACGUCUCGCCAUCUGGAAGACGUUCCUGGGCAUGGAGGAGGGAGAAUUCGCCUCCACGGUCACGGAUGAGGAGUUUGACACGCUAGCGUCGAUCGAGACAAACGGCCGCAGGAUCAAGAACAUCACCAAGACUGCAAGGAUGAUGGCCAAGAGAUAUGAUAGAGGUAUCACUUUCGAGGAUAUCAGGAACGUGAUGCGUAUUACGGAAGGACUGCAGAUUUGA
Podospora bellae-mahoneyi is the source of this 2517-nucleotide messenger RNA. RefSeq lists its product as uncharacterized. Bases 328 to 2517 code for a protein of 729 amino acids. The transcript is spliced from 3 exons. The record is from RefSeq and is a predicted model, not a curated record. NCBI's taxonomy places the organism in Eukaryota, Fungi, Ascomycota, Sordariomycetes, Sordariales, Podosporaceae. Gene Ontology annotation, molecular function: ATP hydrolysis activity; ATP binding.